UAAGUGCAUGGCCGUUUUGCAUUUUGCUGACUAGCUUUCAUAGCAUAGCAUAGCUUGCAAUGAAAGUAUGGCUGUGGAGGGCUAUCCUUAGUACCAGAGACAUUAUUUGGUAGUAUUAACGUUAAACCUUUUAUUUACCAUUACAUCUUUGGACGAGUCCUUCACACACACAUUGGCUACUUGUGUCGGCAACGUUAGCUACUUAUCUAACAUCGCUGCCUGUCGCUCUUGUAGUUGAACUUAAACCUGAGUGUAUAACCCAAGCUUGGUAGUUAGCAAACUGGCUAGGUAACUGUUUAGUUUAGUACUUGAUGGAGGGCUAACAUUAGCUGUUUAUUCUAGGGGACCAAAACAUACAAUGCCACAUGUUAUACUUUGUUUAUGAAAAAUGUACUUCCUUCAUUGACUUCAUCACGUCACAAGUAGGGAAAUACUAGCUAACGUUAACCCAGAGACUGUAAAUCAGUCAUUUAUAAGUUAUUUACAGUCGUUGAGCAAACUGGGUGUAGAGCAGAGUAACCGACAGCUUGUAAAGCGGUAGUCUAGCUUAGCGACAGGCUACAGCGUUCUGUUUAAUAACACAUAGACUCUAAAUUGAUUUUAAAUGAGGAACAGUUCGUUUUAACUGCUAGGAUUGAUUAUCCAAGUUGCCUCUGGAAAGUCUGAUGAAUCACCUCCGUGCAUUAGGCAGGACCACAAUAGCUAGCAAGUUCAUUUUGCGUUUAUAUUUUGUUAACGAAGUUGUCAACAGCCGCAGCUGUCUCUCGUGACAGAAACUAGUAGUGACCUCAUUGAUGGUAAACGUAUGCAGUUGCUAGCUUGACCCAUUGUCACUGACAACACCCUGUGGGCUUGCUGGAGUUUAUUCCACAACACUGAAUUAUUGUCGCCUAGAUAACUGUUUUGAGUAAAUCACGAAACGGCCUUGUACACCUUACACGGCUCUCUCGCUACUCAUAAACAAAAGCUCAGUUGCACAUCAAAUAGCCCAUGCACUUCGGAUUGUCUACGGCUUAUCUUAAAAAUUGGACUUUUGCACUAACGGAUGACAUGGUCGUGAUGAGUAAAUGUCACUAUAAUAAUAUAAAGCGGCGAUACGAACGGCAACACGAGGCCUGCACACUGAAAAUGAUUCUGCAAUAAUACACAUUGAAUUAAGAUGAAGGAUAAUGUAAUUUUCUCUCGCCUGGUCAGCUGUAUUGAAAUCUCAUCACAUGUCCAAGAUGUCAUCACAGAAUAUGGGUGCAUUAGGCACUUCUGGCCAAAUGUGCGAACCUGCUUCCUCUACUUACUGGUUCAUUCGGUGUUGACCCAGCGCCUGAUUACAGGACUAUGGGUCUGAUUUUGACGUUUUUGCUUCUUUGGAUUGCGGAGACAAAUUAGCAGAGAGGAGGGUCUACUCGCAUGCGAUGGACUAAUGGCCUCUGAUAACCUUUACAUUGCCCCAGGAAUGCCCAAGGAAAAAUACGACCCACCUGACCCACGGCGGAUGUACACUAUUAUGGCGAGCGACGAAGUAGCCAAUGGGAAGAAGUCAUACUGGGCCGAGCUUGAAAUUACUGGGAGAGUGCGGAGUCUAAGUCCAGGCCUGUGGUCACUCACUCACCUCACUGCUUUGCACAUCGGCGACAACUCCUUGUCACGCAUUCCCCCAGAUAUCGCCAAGUUACACAACCUGGUAUACUUGGAUCUUUCAGCCAACAAGAUCAGGAGCCUGCCUGCUGAGCUCGGCAACAUGGUGUCUCUCAGGGAAUUGCUUUUAAAUAACAACCAGUUGCGGGUUUUGCCUUUUGAAUUGGGAAAACUGUUUCAGUUACAAACUCUGGGACUGAAAGGAAACCCUCUCACACAAGAAAUCAUGAACUUAUACCAGGAACCAGAUGGUACAAGACGGCUUUUGAACUACCUGCUUGACAAUCUGGCUAGUGCUAUCAAACGCACCCCAACAGAGCAGCCGCCAUCCAGGUCUUGGAUUGUUCUACAAGAACCCGACAGAACAAGGGCGUCAGCACUGUUCUCGGUCAUGUGCUACAACAUCCUCUGUGAUAAGUACGCUACACGGCAGCUCUACGGCUACUGUCCGUCAUGGGCCCUCAACUGGGAGUACAGGAAGAAGGCCAUCAUGCAGGAGAUUCUCAACUGCAAUGCUGACAUCAUCAGCCUUCAGGAAGUGGAGACAGAGCAGUAUUACAGCUUCUUCUUAGUGGAGCUGAAAGAACAGGGAUACGAUGGAUUCUUUAGUCCCAAGUCAAGAGCCAGAACCAUGUCUGAGUGUGACCGCAAACAUGUGGAUGGAUGUGCGAUAUUCUACAGGACAGAGAAAUUCAGUUUGGUGCAGAAGCAUACGGUGGAAUUCAACCAGCUGGCCAUGGCCAACUCCGAGGGGUCUGAAGCCAUGCUGAAUCGGGUCAUGACCAAGGACAACAUUGGUGUCGCAGCGUUGCUGGAGGUUCGCAAGGAGAUGAUGGAACUGUCAUCAGGUCAAUCCCUGAAGGGCAUGGAGAAACAGCUCCUCCUGGUGGCCAAUGCUCACAUGCACUGGGACCCGGAGUACUGUGAUGUGAAGCUGGUGCAGACAAUGAUGUUCCUGUCUGAGGUGAAGAAUAUCGUUGACAAAGCUACACGCAGUCUUAAGCUGUCCUCCGUCUCGGGUGAAACCAACUCCAUUCCUCUCGUGCUGUGUGCUGAUCUCAACUCAUUACCAGACUCGGGUGUGGUGGAGUACUUGAGUGCAGGAGGAGUGGACGGCACACACAAAGACUUCAAAGAGCUCCGAUAUAUCGACAGCCUCACCAACUUUAACUGCAAUGGCAAGAACGGGACCUCUAACGGCAGGAUCACACAUGGCUUCAAGCUGAAGAGCGCGUAUGAGAAUGAGCUGAUGCCGUACACCAACUACACCUUGGACUUCAAGGGUGUCAUUGAUUACAUCUUCUACUCCAAGCCCCAGCUGAACGUUCUGGGCAUUUUGGGCCCAUUAGACAGCCACUGGCUCCAGGAGAACAAUGUCAGUGGCUGCCCUCACCCUCACAUCCCGUCGGACCACUUCUCCCUGUUCGCACAGCUGGAGCUGGUCCUGCCUCACCUGUCGUCUCUCAACGGAGUGCAUAUGCCUUCUCGCAGGUAGUGAGUUCUCCUAGCGCAGAGGGAGCCAUUGCCACACCCCAUCCCCCUUUUUUCUUGAGACUGUAACAUGUAAAUGCACAUUCAUUUCUAAACCUAAAUCUGUUUGUCCAACAGGGAUCAUUCGAGUUUGUUGUAGUUUUCUGCAUUUAUUUACAUUCACUCUGAAAUUUGAAUGCAAAUGGUAGCAUGCUAGCAUCUCCUGCCCAGUUGACGAAUGAUCUCCUGUUUUUUUGUUUUAGUUUAUUUUUUUGUUCAUUUGUUUUGUUUUCCCAUUCAAGAUUUGAUUUACAUCAUACAUGGAUAAUAGCUGUGUGGCGAUCAACAUUUGACUUAACCCUGAAAUGGGUCCAGUACUAUUGUAGUCUUUUAAAUACAUAGUCAGACUAACAUAGAGUUGAACUAACACGCUAGCCUUAUCAGUGUCAUAGCACUGAUGUGUAUUGAUCCACUAGGAGUGGAGUGGAGUGCCAGGGAAGCAGUGGAGUCAGACCUCCAAACUUCAAAUCCCAGAAGACACCCUGACUCCUCUGUGUUUAGUGUUUUAGUCCCCAUGGGUGUGGUUCUCCACGCCACACAUGCAGCCACCAGAGUGUGUUAAGCAGACUGGGACUGAAGUAGUAAAGCAUUGUGCUAGUUUGGCAUCAAACAGGCAGAACAGGAAACUCCUAAGGUGCUAGCUGAUGACACCCAGCGCUGCUUCCUCCAACUUUUAAACCUGUGCGAUAUUUUAGCAAGCAAAUAAAAAAAAAAAUGCUGUGCACAAAUGCUUGGGGCAAAUCUAAAGACUGCAGCUGGAAUCUGGCCAGCCGUGAUGAAUCAUUUAGUUGGGCCUCAGGAGUGAUGGGCUAAGUUUCCCCCCUCAAAAUUUCAGAAGUUAAAGGAAAAUGAUAUUUCGUAUCCAAACCAAACUUGUUAAUAACAUAUAUUAAAGACCUAUUCAAAACACAGCUACCAUCCAACUUCUUGUGAAACCUUUUAGCUGUUCCUUUUUGCUCCGUACCAAACCUACUAGUGUAAGUAGAGGACUCCACUUUAGAGCAUGCCUCUAUAUGUAGAUCAUGGAGGGGGGCGUGACGGUGAUGACGACCAGCAUCCAUUCACUCUCCCAUUCUGCAGAACUGUUCUAGUAGCAGCUGCUCCCGAGGCCAUGGCCUCAGAUCUCAGAAGCAUGAGGCGCUUGGCAACCCUGUGUGUGUGUGUGUGUGUGUGUGUGUGUGUGUGUGUGUGUGUGUGUGUGUGUGUGUGUGUGUGUGUGUGUCAGUCAGUGUGUCAGUCAGUGUGUCAGGCACCCGUUACAUUCGUCACCCAGAUCUGUAGCACUGUUACUUAGGCCAGUAGCAACCCUGCCCUGAUACAAAAUCUCAUCGCCCAACUCAUGGUGGUGUUGCAGGUGUUUGUACAAAUAUAAAAAUCUAGAUUUAGUUUCAAAUGAUUGUAUAUGAAUCAAAAAAAAAAGACCAGGCUUUUUGGUGUUUUAUUUUUGUUUCACUUUUUGUAUUAACAAUAAAUUAUGAUCUGAUUUGAGAAAAGGAUUGUAUUGUAAACAAAAAAAUUACAUUUUUAUCCAGUAAAUGUUUAAAUAUACAGUUGAUGACUACCAGCUUGUACAAAAGACAAAAGAGGUUGUUUCAGAUUUUCACUGCCAUUUCGUUAUUUGCACUCUAUUAAGAUUAUUUAACCAUUAUGUUUGUGUUGUGUUUGAUUUGAUUUUUUUGAGCGCAUUGCUCAAGGUGAACAUAGUGUAGUUGACAAAUGGUCCCCCUCACCUCAUCCAUCCACUUGUAAGCCAUUUCCAGUCUCCUUUAGUGACAACAUGUACAGCCAGUUUAAAAGACACAUUAUGAGUUCAAAGGGUCUGUUCAUUAUUCUCUCCUGUGAUACCAAGUCAACAUUGUGCCUCACUGUCGGCCAUCAGUGAACCCCUGUGCAACCUCUUUUCCUUUUUAAAAAGUAAUAUUGUUCGAAUUUGUCAGAUUUGUCCUUUUUUUUUAUUUUAUUAUUUUUUGUAUUAGCUUUGACAAUGUCAUAAUGUAUAUGUAUUGUUUUCAUUGAGGUCCAGGAGUUCAGCGAUCAGGUAUAGCAUGGUGUGGUUUCUGUCUGUCUCGUACCCCCCCCCCCCCAGAGUUGAAGGGGCUUCUCUCCCACUUGAAAUGACUUCUUUUUAAUCCAAGCCUUCACUUCACUCUCAGUGUAUGUUUUAUUAUCUGCCUGCUCAUUGUUGAGAAUUUCAUUGUUUGGUUGGGGCCUCGUUAUUCAACUCUUCCAUCUCAUGUUUUUCCAUUGUGAAAGCAAGGUGUUAGAACCAAGAAUUCUCUGAAAAUGACCCUGUCAAUUUCAGUCAGCUUGUGUUGCUGUUAUUCUAGGCAGAUCUUCUGUUAAAUUCAGAACUUUUGGACCAAAAUAUGAAGCUACUCUAUGUAUGUAAAUAUUGAACACAUGUGCUAUUUAAUGACACAUUGUGUUUUUUUGUCCUAUUGUCAUAUUUGGAAUGGGAACAUGUACAUUGUAAACAUGCACUUAUGCUAGAUUUGUUUCACAGAAUUCUCUGCAUCCAAUCUGCCCUGCCAUGACUUAACUUCUCUUCUUCUACCACUCCAAAAAUAUAUUUAGGCUUUUAGUCUGUUUUUAGAAGGGUGAGGGGAGUUUGUUGAAAACAAGAAAUGGCUUAAAAUGACUAUAGGACCAUUUAUGUCCUACUUUUAUCCAUUUCUUGUGUUUUUGUUUCUAAGAAAACAGUGUCCUGUUAAAUGCAUUUAUAAUAGUAAUGUUGUAGAAGUAAGCAUAGCUUUAUGUAAAAUGUGAAUAAAAAGUGUAUCUCCUGUUUCCUUUCUACAGCAUUUUGCUAUUGUGUUUAAUGUGUAUAUCAUGAAUGAUCUGAGGAGUAUUUCUUUUUGUAUUUAAUUCAGUUUGUUGAUUUUUAUUAUGGCUCUCAAACCAAACAAUUUUUCUAUGUUUUUAAUGGGGAAAAAAAAAAAAAAGUUCAUAUAACAUCAGCACCCAACAACAUUAGUUGUAAAGAGAUCCAGCCAGCUUUGUAAAGUGUGAAAAUGUGUCUCACCUGGCCUCUGUCCUAGUUUGAUGCUGUUGUAAUAUAGGAUGUUUUUUUUGCUUUUGCUUUAAUGGUCUCAACUAUCGUAUGGGGAAAAGUAUCAAAUCGUAUGGUGGUCUGUAAAACAUUUUCACAAAUUUUAUUCUUAGCUCUUUGUAAAAGAUUCAUUUAAUUUCAAAUGGAUAUGUGGUGUGUCCAGUCAGAUUGUUGUAUCUAUUAUGGGCAAGGUUCUUUCACCAGCUCAAAACACUUCUGUGUGUAUUUAUAAAAAUGGUUAUGGAAAGAUUGCUAAAAGAGGUGAUCAUUCACCUUGACUUCAAACUGAAACAGUGCAACAGUCCCACGAUCAUAUGGAAUUCACCACAUUUUGGUGAUUAACUACUACCACGAUAAUCAGAACUGUCCAUUUUUAAAUCACGUGCAGCAGGAAAUGUCUUUUUUUUUUUUUUUUUAUCUACCAGAGGAAAGGUUUCAAAAUCAUGAAGCAUGUUUUUUUCUGAUUUUGUCUUGUUGCUUGUCCUCCUGCUGUGGGCCAUUCAUUUACUGUACACACGAUGUUCUGUGGCCAGCUGAGUGGCAUUGUGUGCUACACUGGACCAACACUUGUUUACCAUUCAUGAAAUACCAGCAAAAUGUUUUGAAAACAUUUACACAACAUUAAAAGAAUGUUAAGUUAAAACCAACCGUUUUAAAACAUGGCAGCUCUUUUUAAACAAACAAUACAAGUUGUACAGUUAAACAGAGUGGUAAACAAGGACUUUGUUUUCCUUAGCAGUUUCUUGGACUUUAUUUGAACUAGGUAUCUGUGUACAUAAAUGGGGUUGGCUUGCUUCCUCUACACCUAUGUAUUUUCCUACUAUGGUUGACAAAUAAAUGCUAUGUCUGUU
Clupea harengus (Atlantic herring) is the source of this 7062-nucleotide messenger RNA. RefSeq names its product CCR4-NOT transcription complex subunit 6. The record is from RefSeq and is a predicted model, not a curated record. Gene Ontology annotation, molecular function: 3'-5'-RNA exonuclease activity; protein binding. NCBI's taxonomy places the organism in Eukaryota, Metazoa, Chordata, Actinopteri, Clupeiformes, Clupeidae.